AUGCCAUACAAUGUUGAUAGCGUUGUAACUACUAGUACCACUACAGCACCUAUUACACAAGAUAAUCAAUUCUAUGAAGAUGCCCCUUUAUAUGAAUAUAAUCAGCAUAACUCUGAAAUCGGUAUUCCCUUAAGUUUACAGCGAAAAGGAAAGAAAACUGACAAAAUAAUCUGUAAAGCAACACAUCCUGAUGAUGAUGAAAGCAUUCAAGAUGGUAAAUUGGAACAUGAAGUAAUGCCACAGAAUAAUUUGAAUCGGCAAGUGAAUGUUUCACCCACUGCUAUCACUACCGCAAAUACUACAGGUUUAUCAAUGCCAGAAAAUCUGAGUACUAAUCAGCAUUAUUCUAAAGAUGAUAUAAAUCCGGUAGAAUUUUAUAAACAGACCUAUUCUGUUGUUAUUUUUCGAACAGAAAGUAUCAAUGAUGUUGUCUCAUCAUUGAAUUCAAGUCUACCAGAAAUUGAUUAUAAUAAUUCAACAAAAGACUGGAGAGUUAAUCCCUUAGGUGAACGUAAUAAAAAAAGUCAGGUGAAAUCAAUGGCUGGAAGUCAAAAAGUUGACAAAAAGGUUAAAAGUCAUUCGACUAAAUAUAAUGGUCCAUUAAGUUAUGAUGUAAUCGAGUUAACUAGAAAUGAUGAAACACUCUCCAGCUUCAAGACAAUCCCUAUCACUUAUUCCAUAAAACCGACUUUUACACUGAUAAAUGAUAGCAAAUGGUCAAAUAUGAAACCAGUAUUCCUUAGCUGUGUUGAUCAACAGACUAUUCUAUAUCCCCUAGGGGAUUCAUUGAUGGAGAAUAAUCAAGUUGCAGCAGUAGUCGUGGCAGCAAAGAAUGAGAAACUCGAAAAUGACAGAUUGAAAGAAUCUGAAACGACUGGACCGACAAUAGAAAUAAUCACUGAACCCAUAGUACCUGUAUUCCAGCCUACUGAAAUACAAAUAAAAAUCUAUUCACCUCAACAUAAAGAAAAGACAACUACCUUCCCUCCCAAUCUAACUCCAGCAUAUAUUUCUGCUAGUGCAGUGACCACUUCAGAGGGUGAUGAGUUACCGCAUAGAACUAAUUCUAUUGAAAAAGCUUUACAAGAUACAUCCCAGAAAAGUAGUGAAAAUCGAAAUAAGAGGCUGUAUUUGAAUCUUGGUAAAAAACCUAGAACACUGAAAAAACAUGCGAAUAAGGGUGUAAAUCAUGCUCCCCUGAAGACUACGCCAAUAGGCAGUCGAACAAAAUCUCCAAGUAGUAGAAAAAUAAUGACUAACUACUCACCAACAAAAUCACCGCAUAAAAGAAGAAUUAAUAAUUCGCCGAAGGAUAAUUAUCAACCUUUGACUAGGCUGUCUAAUAAGACAGUCAGACAACAACCAAGUGAUAAAUCAGUACGCAGUCAAACAAUAUCACCAACACUGCGUAAUACACCUUUGAAGUCAGUGAAUUCUGUUAAGAUGAUAAACUGCGAAAGAAAACGUACAAAAUCAGCACCAAAUAGGUCUUUAUCAUCACACCAUCCUCCUGCUUCUAUCGGGAAAUUAAUACGAACAGAUGAUAAACAAGAUAUUUAUGAAGCUUCUGUUCAUUUGUUUGAAAGGAUAAAUAAAAGAUUGAAAAAGUAUAAGCGAUGUAAAAGUCUACACCAACAAGCACAGUAUAAACACCAGACUACAAUGUCACCAACUCUUAGAAGACUUAGAUCUAAGUCAACAGAAAUGAAGACUAGAAUAAAAUCCUCGAAAAUGAAAUUCAAUGAGUUAAACUCAAAGCAUUUCCACUUUCGUAAGACAAAUAUGCACCAAAGUACUAGAAGUAACACUUCUUCUUUAUCAGAAUCUAUAAGUGAAAAACAGUUAAAGUAUAAACAUUCUCCUACAACUGCAAUUAGAAAGUUAAAAAAUCGUGAUAAUGCAUCAAAUUCAACUUCACUGGCUUCAUUAUUAGAAAACCAAUGUUACAAUCUACCUUUGGGAAUAAGUAAAUCUGAUUAUCGAUUAACUUCACCUGGUAUCUUAGUUAGAGUUGUUUCUUUUUCUUCUCCUACAGCAUCUAUUUCAUCCUCUAAACUUCAUAUUAAAGCUUGCAAAAGGAUAUAA
Molecule: messenger RNA, 2085 nt
Organism: Trichobilharzia szidati
Lineage: Eukaryota; Metazoa; Platyhelminthes; Trematoda; Strigeidida; Schistosomatidae
Source: the annotation of a GenBank genome assembly